This is a messenger RNA of Lineus longissimus, 2934 nucleotides long. RefSeq names its product cryptochrome-1-like. Gene Ontology annotation, cellular component: cytoplasm; nucleus. Gene Ontology annotation, molecular function: FAD binding; deoxyribodipyrimidine photo-lyase activity; DNA binding. The coding region runs from base 154 to 1791 and encodes 545 amino acids. The transcript is spliced from 11 exons. The record is from RefSeq and is a predicted model, not a curated record. Gene Ontology annotation, biological process: entrainment of circadian clock by photoperiod; circadian regulation of gene expression. NCBI's taxonomy places the organism in Eukaryota, Metazoa, Nemertea, Pilidiophora, Heteronemertea, Lineidae.
AAACAAACGCACGUGCUCAGUAUAGAAAUGAGCAGUUUCUCACUGUUUCUGGCCGAUUUAGACGGUUUUGGUUUGCUUAUGUCAUGAUGUGUCAUAUGAAAUCUAAUUCUAAGAAUCCUGGCCCUCGGACAGCAGUGUUUGGACAGUAACAUUAUGGCAGAAGACGACAUGAAGCCGACGUCAAUCUAUUGGUUCAGGAAAGCCCUUCGUCUCCAUGACAAUCCUGCAUUACUAGAGGCAGUUAAGAACUGUCGGGAGAUGAGGCCGAUAUUUAUCCUUGAUCCUUGGUUUGUCAAGAAUGCUCACGUCGGCAUUAAUAGGUGGCGUUUCUUGAUGCAGUGUCUUGAAAAUCUUGAUGUCAGCUUGAAAAAAAUUAACAGCAGAUUAUUUGUGAUUCGUGGCAAACCUUGUGACGUCUUCCCAAAAAUCUUUAAGGAGUGGGGCAUAACCAAAUUAGCUUUUGAGACGGACACGGAGCCGUAUGCUAAGACUAGAGAUGGCGAGGUUGAGAAGAUUGCCAGGGAACAUGGAGUCGAAGUCAUUCAGAGGGUUUCUCAUACUCUUUAUGAUGUGAAUAGGAUCAUUGCGAAGAAUGGUGGAAAGGCACCACAGACGUAUCAAAAACUACAGUCAUUAUUAUCACAGAUUGGAGCUCCACCGAAACCAGUCGAGACACUCGGUAUAAAACAUAUGAAAAACUGUGUCACACCAGUAGGAAAUGACCAUGACGAUGUCUACGGCACACCGACAUUAGGGGAACUAGGUGUCAACCCUGACGAUUUGGGAGAUGACUUGUUCCCUGGGGGUGAGACGGAGGCCCUGGCCAGGAUGGACAGGGAGUUAUCAAGAACAGGAUGGGUCUGCGCGUUCGAAAAGCCAAAGACUGAAUCAAACACUCUAAAGCCCAGCACUACAGUAUUGAGUCCGUAUCUCAAAUUUGGCUGCCUUUCUGCUAGGACGAAAUAUUAUGCUGUAAAAGAGGUUUAUCAGAAGGGAAAGAAGCACACAAGCCCACCAGUGUCACUCGAAGGUCAACUUCUCUGGAGGGAGUUUUACUACACCAUCGCCUCCGAUACACCAAACUUUGACAAGAUGGUUGGUAAUCCUGUCUGUCGGCAGAUUCCCUGGGAAAAAAACCAAGAGUUUUUGGAUGCCUGGAAAAAUGCCCGGACGGGUUAUCCUUUUAUUGAUGCGAUCAUGACACAGCUGAGACAAGAGGGGUGGAUUCACCAUUUGGCCAGACAUUCUGUGGCUUGUUUCCUGACCAGGGGAGAUUUGUGGGUGAGCUGGGAAGAAGGACAAAAGAUUUUUGAGGAGUUGCUCCUGGAUGCUGACUGGAGUUUAAAUGCUGGCAACUGGAUGUGGUUGUCAGCUAGCGCAUUCUUCCAUCAAUACUUCCGGGUAUAUUCGCCGAUUGCAUUCGGGAAAAAGACAGAUAAGAAUGGCGAUUAUAUCAGGAAAUACAUUCCGCUCUUGAGCAAGUUUCCAACCCAGUAUAUCUAUGAACCAUGGAAGGCACCAAGGGUUGUGCAGGAGAAACUUGGGUGUGUGAUAGGCAAGGACUACCCCAGGCCAAUCGUAGACCAUGACGAAGCCAGGCAGAGAAACCUCAAGAGAAUGGCUGCUGCAUUUGAGGCAAAUAGAUCUGAAGAUAAGAAAGGAGGAGGCAGUAAAAGAAAACAAGACAUUCUGGACACACCGCCAGCAAAGAAAGCCAAGAAGGCUACCACCAAUAAAGGUUCUGGCAAGGUUAACAAGAAAAUGACUGACUUCUUCCAAAAGUCACCUUGAAAGCUUGUAAAUAUUUGAUAUGGCUUAAAGGGAACUGGAACCGCCGAGCGAUUUAUUCAACUUUUCGACUUUCACCGCCCGAGAAAGUCGAACUUCCAACUUCAUAUUCGAGUUCAAAUUUGUAGCUCCGCCCCCAGUGCCCGAGCAUGCGCAGUUCAAUUUGUUAUCAUUGAGAAUCAUGUGAGAAUCACGUGAGUCAUGCGAUCUUUCAUUCAUGAGUUUUCGUAGUAAAUUCCAUAGUAGUGACGUCACUCAAUGAUUGACAGCUAGGCGCCAUGUUUCAUUCAUGCCUCGUUCUGAUCACCCGAUACGCGGGAAAUGAAAACGAGGUCAUACGAACUGGCUCGGCGGUUCCAGUUCGCUUUAAGUCACCUCGUGCAAGCUUUGCCGAUUUACAUACAGAGGUGUUUUUGCUUAUUAGUUGAAGCAUUGCAGUGGGGGAUGAUCUCAUUUCUAGUCAGAUCCGAUUUGGUUCCUAACUAGUCUGUUCCAUUGCAUUUAACCUCGAUCUGUAAUCGGGGUUCCUCUCAAUUAAGGACUGUAUGCAGUCUAAAGGGUGUCCUUUGAUUGAGAGGUUCUACUCUAUAAGAGUUAAAUAGUUAAGCUAAGCUGCCUCGUUAAGUUAAGCUGCCGAAGAUUUGUCAGGACUUUUAAUAAUGUCAUUGUCAGCAAAAGGAUGUCAAUUUGACAAUGUCGUAUUGGAUGAAAUUAUUGGAUUUGUCUUCAACUGUAAAGUUCACCAGCUGUUAGAUAGCAAAGUUGACAAAAGUUAACAGGGUCAUGACAACAACGGCCAUUUUGUUUUUAAAAACCACUCUUCAGCUGAGCGCCAGGCCCUUGGGCCUCUUAUUAUGUCUACUGAAAGGUUCUUCCCAACAUAUCAAUGUGCGGAUUAAAAGUUACGACAAUUCGUAAAUUGUUGAUGAAAUGCUUGUCAAGUUCAGAGAGGAAAUCACUUCCAUUUUGAUGUGGUGUCAAAUCUUAUCCUGUGUAUAUGACAGGAUCUCAUUUUCACAGAUCUGUUAUCUUUAUUUUAUACAUUGUCACUGUCUCCAUGUCCGUGGAGAGACUAUAUUUUGAGAGGAUAGGCCUACUAUAAGCUGAGUACGAAAACAGUUUUGAUAACUUUUAUUGCGAAAAUAA